Molecule: messenger RNA, 878 nt
Organism: Dioscorea cayenensis subsp. rotundata (Guinea yam)
Lineage: Eukaryota; Viridiplantae; Streptophyta; Magnoliopsida; Dioscoreales; Dioscoreaceae
Product: leucine-rich repeat extensin-like protein 1
Exons: 1
Coding region: 335-874 (179 amino acids)
Source: RefSeq, a predicted model, not a curated record
GGUCUCUCCCACGUGUGCGUCCCCUGCUCAUUAACCAACCAAUUACUCCCACGUCAUCACAAUCACUUCUUUAAUAAAAUUAUAUUAUCUCUAAUCCUUCAAUCCAUAUAAAGAAACAAAAAAAAAUUAUAUAUAAAAAAAAAAAGAUAAAAAAAGAAAACCAAUGCUUAACUUAGAAGACAAAAAAGAAGGCUAAGAAAAGCCAAAAAAAUGCAUUAUGAUUUUUAGCUCAACCAAACCCCAUUGAUCUACUUCUUCUUCUUCUUCUUCUUCUUCUUCUUCUCAUUUUAUAUAAACUCUUUCUCUUUCUCUUUAACUUCUCUCUGAAAAAACCAUGGCACAAGCUCUACUCUUUCUUCUUCUUUUACUACUAUUCAUAUCAUCCUCAUCAUGCAUGGCUUCAUCAAAGACAGUGAUCAAGGAUGAUGAUGGUGUCAUCCCAUGCACAAUGUGCUCAUCUUGUGACAAUCCUUGCCAACCAAUCAUUUCUCCACCGCCGCCACCAACCGACACUUCCGGCUGCCCGCCACCACCAUCACCACCCACUGAAUACUACUCACCACCACCACCAUCACCACCAACUGAUUACUACUACUCUCCUCCUCCACCACCACCCUCAGGCUCCUUUGUUUAUGCUUCACCACCUCCACCACCUUCCGGUGCCGUGGCUUACUACUCACCACCGCCACCGGCGCCUUCUGGUGGUUACUAUCCGGCAACAACACCGCCGCCGCCAAACCCAGUGUUGCCUUACUUCCCAUUUUACUAUUAUAGUCCACCAUCACCUUUGCCAUCUGUUUCUGAUCUUCAGUUGAAACCCAUGUCUUGUUUUCUCUUGAUUUUCUUAUUCUCAUUUGUUAAGUUUCUGUUUUAGUAAU